This is a messenger RNA of Leptinotarsa decemlineata (Colorado potato beetle), 1732 nucleotides long. RefSeq names its product CREB-regulated transcription coactivator (gene Crtc). The record is from RefSeq and is a predicted model, not a curated record. Gene Ontology annotation, cellular component: nucleus; cytoplasm. NCBI's taxonomy places the organism in Eukaryota, Metazoa, Arthropoda, Insecta, Coleoptera, Chrysomelidae. Gene Ontology annotation, biological process: protein homotetramerization; positive regulation of transcription by RNA polymerase II. Gene Ontology annotation, molecular function: cAMP response element binding protein binding.
UCUGAAAAUGUGCAAACUGCACGGAAUCGCGGACUGCGGCACUGAGCACUGACCCGAUCUUCCGCGCCUUAUGUAGUGCGCAGUCAAUGAUUUAUAAUUUAUAUGUGUAGCAAUCAUGGCGAAUCCUAGGAAGUUUAGUGAAAAAAUUGCCCGUCAUAAUCAGCGACAGGCCGAAGAAACAGCUGCUUUCGAGGAAAUCAUGAAGGAAGUAAUACAAGUCAGAUCGAAGGUGGUCCCCGAUUCCGAAAAAAAUACUCUUCAUAUCAACACGCAGGCGUUGGGAGCCUUCAGGGGUGGUUCCCUCCCCAACGUGUCUACCGGCCACCCCAGCGUCAAGUGUCCGCAACAAAAUUGCGGAUCCGCAAAGGGGAUGGUGGAUAGAAAUGCUGAUCCUUCGCACAGAGCUUGGAACAUGUCGAUGGUGAACGGUCCGGAUAGGGGUCAAGAGGGAAGACCGAGAUCUAGUUGCGACAUACCUUCUCGAGUUCCUGGAAUUAGCAUUCAUCCAUCAGCGCAUGAUCCUAGUUUGGUACAAAUACCGAUAGCAAAUAAUACAGGUUCGUUGCCCGACUUGACGAACGUCGAUUUUUCAUCUCCAAUCCACGCACCUCUUGAUCAAGAUCACGAUAGUUCUCCCUAUAGUUCUAGUCCUGUAAAUACCAGUCCUUCUACACUAUCCCCCACAAGUAUACACCCCGGCGUUAGACCGGCUGGCCGAGUUCCAUUUUCACCGGUUUUUCACACACAUUCGAAUCAAUUAACAGUACCAUUUAGCGCUAGAUAUCACCAGCACCAAGAAGAUACAAAUAAGAACAUCCAAUUAGAUAAGAAUGUCAUCAACAUGGUAGAUUCGUCAAAUUUCCAACAACUCCACGGCUGGUACCAUCAAGGCCCUCCCACCUCGACGUCACCGACGUUACAGCAAACGGCCGACUACAGGAGUCCUAGGCCGAGCCCCCAGUCAUCACCGAGCCCCGGGGGGCGUCAUUCGGCACCUUGUAGCCCCGGAGCUCCGAGUCCUUUACCCAACGAGUUCCAUAUACCGCAGUUUGGACAGUUAUCAAUGAUGGACCCUCCGAACAACGUCAUGUUCGAUCAGACGUCGACUGGUCAGCAGAUGGCGCAGUCGCUGCCCCAACAGACGAUGGGCGAUGCGACUUGCGUAGCCAACAUCGACAUGAUCCCCGACGCGGGCUACUACAGCACUUCCCCGCAACUCGUCUAUCCGUCCGCAUCUCCAGGACAACACGCCACACCGAACACCUCUCCAGGUCUGCCUGAAAUCAUACUCACAGACUUUUCAGGCGACGACGGGUCAAGGCAGUUGGUGUCGGAAUUGUUUUCCGAGGAGUCGCUGAAAGAAGGGCUGGGGUCUCUAGAUCUGGAAGCGUUCCAACUGUUGACGAAUUCUUCGAUGGGCAUAUCGGAGAAUAUCGAAGACAAUUUCAGAUUAGAUCAUCGCUCAUAAUAACGGGGUUCACUGCCAACUCUGAAAAAAUUAGUAAAUAUGUCUGCUGAUACGUCUGAGCAUUUUUUUUACUACAUCUUCGAACAAUUUCUUGAUAUAUACGAUGUGAAUUAUCAUCGGUGAUCGUGGGGGCCUGUCGGCAUAUUAUUGCCAACCAUAAAAACUUGAGACAGGUCAGAGGAAAGCGUUGAUUAUGCGCGAACGAUCCAUUCUAGGUUUUAGUGCUCUUUUAUUAAUAUUAUGUAAUAAAAUGUGUACAGUUGA